Debaryomyces hansenii CBS767 is the source of this 663-nucleotide messenger RNA. It is a transcript of the gene YPT31, whose product is annotated as Rab family GTPase. The record is from RefSeq and is a predicted model, not a curated record. Gene Ontology annotation, biological process: exocytosis. Gene Ontology annotation, cellular component: recycling endosome. The transcript has a single exon. NCBI's taxonomy places the organism in Eukaryota, Fungi, Ascomycota, Pichiomycetes, Serinales, Debaryomycetaceae. Gene Ontology annotation, molecular function: GTPase activity; GTP binding. Bases 1 to 663 code for a protein of 220 amino acids.
AUGUCGGAUAACACAGAUGAUUACUCAUAUGAUUAUGAAUAUUUAUAUAAGAUUGUUUUAAUUGGGGAUUCAGGAGUAGGUAAGUCUAAUUUAUUGUCUCGUUUUACCAGGGACGAGUUUAAUUUAGAAUCGCGUUCGACUAUUGGGGUUGAGUUUGCUACAAGAACGUUGGAAAUUGAUGGUAAAAGAGUCAAGGCCCAAAUUUGGGAUACCGCAGGUCAAGAAAGAUACCGUGCUAUUACAAGUGCCUACUACAGAGGUGCAGUAGGAGCAUUAAUUGUGUACGAUAUUUCGAAGGCUGAAUCAUACGAAUCAGUUUCAAGAUGGUUGAAGGAGUUGAAGGAACAUGCUGACGCCAACAUUGUUAUCGAGCUCGUUGGUAAUAAAUCGGAUUUGGACCACUUGAGGGCUGUGCCAACCGACGAAGCCAAAAACUUUGCUAACGAAAAUAACUUAUUAUUUACCGAAGCAUCUGCCUUGUCUUCUGACAACGUUGAUUUGUCGUUCCACCAAUUAUUGAAAAACAUUUACGAAAUGAUCAGCAAGCACCAGUUAGAUACUAAUGAAGGUUCGAAUGGUAACAAGCCAUCAGGAGGACCAACUAUUUCUUUGACUCCUGCUCCUCAAGAGAAGAAGAGUAAGAAUAACUCGAACUGUUGUUAA